This is a messenger RNA of Gavialis gangeticus (Gharial), 10128 nucleotides long. RefSeq names its product NHS like 2 (gene NHSL2). The record is from RefSeq and is a predicted model, not a curated record. The transcript has 8 exons. NCBI's taxonomy places the organism in Eukaryota, Metazoa, Chordata, Crocodylia, Gavialidae. Bases 355 to 3804 code for a protein of 1149 amino acids. Gene Ontology annotation, biological process: cell differentiation.
ACCCUUUGGUGUGUUUACAAGACAGGAUCCACUGGGCAGCAAAAAGCAAGCUCUCCACAGCCUGUGACAGAGCAGAGCCCUUGGACAGCAGUGUUAACCUCCAGCAAAGGAGCCAUUGCUGCUCCAGAGUGGUCUGGGAACAUCCUCCUCCUGGCUGCUGCUGGCUGGGGUGAGCGGCACCGCAUGGAAGCAGGGUUGACUCUGCAGGGAGUUCCACUGCACAGCGGGCACAGCCUGGGGCGAUCUUCAGCACGGACUUUUCUGUCACACAGGCAGAUAUUCCAGUAGCCCCUCUUUGCCACUCUCACUGGCCGCAACACUUCGUCUGGAGCCGUGAGCUUCUGCCGUGUAGCCAUGGACAGGUCGGAGUCUCUGCUCCUUUCCCGGCACAGGGGAGUCACCUCUAACUUGGACCUGGAGAACAAGAAAACUGCCCACUCUAAAUUGUCAUGGCAACAGCCAGUGAAUGUAUUCCUGACCUCAGGCCGGCCACCAUGCAUGGAGGAGCUGCACCAGGAGGCCCAGCUCAAUCUUCAGAGCUUGCUGCAAGAAGAGUAUGAGGAGCAGUACACAGAUACCAGAGUCACUGGUCAGACCUUCCGUUGUUCUAGCCACCAACCUUCAGACACACCCCCUGAGCCGUCCCCCAGACCACCACCUGCCAAGCGCCUGGAGUUUGUGUUCAUGCCCACAAAUCGGCAAGAGAAUGAAGAUGAGACUGCUACAGCAGGCGUGAGGCCCCCCAAGUCCUCCCUAAGCCUGCCCACCACCCCAGACAGGCCAACAGGCUGGGCUAAACCCUUUCCCCUGCCUGUCGUGGAAGAGAAGAAAUGGCAUCAAUCGUGCUCCACCCAGGCCAACAUUGUCCCCAUCAACAUCUCAGGAGAGCACUUUGCUAGGCACGCGAGUGCACGUCACUCCUUGUUUAACACAGAGACUGCGAUGAACCCCAAGUCCACCCUGCGGCGCAGACGGACCAUUAUUGGAUUCCCUAACCUUUCGCUGCGAGACCAAGGCAAUAGCAAUGGCCCAACAUUCAGUCCACAUGCAACCAUAGUGGAGUCUGCAUCAUGCAGCUUUGUUCCUGAGGUUGGUAAUGGGAGAUACUCAACACAUGACGCUGGCACCCCGCGGCCUCUGCCAGCUCCACUGAGAAAGACAUUCAGUGAUCUAGGGGAGACCCUGCAAGCACAUUGCUGCCAGGCCCCUACAAAGAUGGAGAGCAUAGGCACAACCUACACCAGUCCUUCUUGCAACAGACCAAAGGACUCUACUUUCUCCCACUCUUGGAAUGCAAGUUCCUUCAACUAUAUGAGCCCAUCAAGUCCAGUCACAAGCCAGAGCAAACAAGCCAAUGAAAACAUGUGUUCUUCACCAUGCAGUUCCAAGGUGUCUCCAGACAUAGGCUCACCUGUGACCAGUGACAGCACAACCUCCUUCUUCAUUGGUAAAGACAACCCCAUAGGAAGCAACGGGUCCAGCUCAUUCUGCAGUGCUCCUGAGUCAUCCAUGAAUGCUGUAGGCAGCCGGAAGCCAGAGGGGAAAGAAGCCAAGGUGAACUUCUUGCCUAGCAGUGCAGAAGAUGCAGAGCCCUCCCAGGUGGAAAUGGACAGAAGUGCCUGUAGGUUCCGUGAGCGGUCAUUGUCCGUGCCUACAGAUUCAGGUUCUCUUUGUUCUGUGGAUAUCAUGUACACUGAGAACCGUCGAGGCAGCGCCAAUUACGCACUGAGCUACCCCAGUGCCAGCUCUGAAGGCAGUACAAGUACAGAUAAUAUCUCCUUAGGUUUGGAGCAGGAUGACCAGCAGAGGCGACGCUCCAAAAGCAUCUCUCUCAAAAAGGCUAAGAAAAAGCCCUCCCCACCUACACGCAGUGUCUCUUUAAUUAAAAAUGGUCAGGUCAUCAAAGCAGAAUCUGGUUCAGUGUUGCCAAAGGACCAGAGACCCAAGAGCCUUUGCAUCCCAUUAGAUCACCAGGGACAUAACUUUGUGCACACAGAUGCCCAGGGUAACACAGCAGUGCCUCCCACAAGGGACCAGGACAAUAUGCAUUUUUCUCAUCAGUGGUAUCUCAUGGACUGGAAGUCCAGUGAUCCUUAUCGGUCUCUGUCCAGUUCCAGUACUGCCACAGGUACCACUGUGAUCGAAUGUGUUAAGGUGCAGGGCAGCUCUGAGUCCCUUAUCUCCCCCUCCAUUUCCAGAGCCACCACACCUUCCCAGCUCUCCACUGAGGUGGACAUGAAAACCUCCUCACCAGGGAGACCCACUGGGCUGAUGUCCCCCUCCAGCGGCUACUCCAGCCAGUCAGAAACCCCAACACCAACCGUCCCCACGUCAGCCAUUCUCGGACACUCUCCACACCAGACCAGCAGGGUGAGGCCACUGGUCCCUGAAAGAAAGUCAUCACUGCCCCCGGUAUCGCCUAUGGAGAGGAGCCCUAAGUCUAGACUAUCCUUUGACUUGCCAAUUAAUCCACCAACACACCUGGACCUUUCAGGGCUAAAGAUCUCUCUUAAGGGUAAGACCAAAGUGAGCAGGCAUCAUUCUGACUCCACAUUUGGAACGAAGCUUAGCCAGAAGACAAGCACCAUCCAGCCCAUCAUGCCUGUGGUCACACAGUCAGACCUGAGGUCAGUUCGUUUGCGCUCUGUCAGCAAGUCAGAACCAGAGGACAAUAAUGAUAGCCCAGACCAUGCUGAGGAACAGAGAGAAGAUGUCUUCUCCCCUCCUGAGAGGAAAGUGAAGCCCCCGGUACCAGAGAAGCCACCAUUAGCCAGGAGACCCCCAAACAUCCUUCACAAGCAACCACCUUUACAGGAGGAGUCCCCCCUAGCAUCCCCAACCUCCCCUCUGACUCCACCAGGUGCCACUGCCAGAGAGAAGGCACUGUCACAAGACAUGUACGUAGCCAUCCGGAAACCCAAGCCGAAGAUUUCUGAUGAUAGGAGCCCUGGGGAGCCCCCUUUGCCCCUGGCAGCUGCACUACCGUCCCCUCAGGGCUCUCAGGGGAUGUUUUUCUCAGGAACACAGAGACUGUCUCAGAGCAGCCUGGAAGACGAGCUGCAACUGGCACCAGAGAGGAGCAAUGUCCCCAGUGGUCCUGAUGGGGAGAAGAGGAAAGCCAAGAUCCCUCCCCCGGUUCCAAAGAAGCCCAGUGUGCUCUACCUGCCACUCAUCACUCCCUUGUCCCCACAGGGGCCCAGUCAGGGAGAACACAGGUUGACGCCUAGCCCUAUCAUCACGCUGGAUGAAGACAACAGCUGCUGUGACCCAACCAUGAGUGACCUGCUGCCACCCGCAGCACAGGAGAAGACAGUGAACUCUCCAGUUGUUGAUGUGUCUGGGGAGAGUCCUUCAGAGAAUUCAAUGGAGUUUGGUGCUGAAGAGAAGAGUUUUGUAAGUGAUAAAACAGCAGAGUCAAUAGUAGAGGAAGAUGAUGAUGUGUUUGUGACAUCCCGCACAACAGAGGAUUUAUUCACUGUGAUCCACAGGUCAAAGAGGAAGCUGCUUGGGUGGAAGGAGCCAGGUGACUCCUUUGGCAGCAGACCAAAUUCUCACUCACCAGUCAAGAACACAUCAGGGUCCCCAACCAGCGAAUCCCCCACAGCAACUGUUGUUAUUGGGAAAACUUCAAGCAGGAAUGAAGACUUUAAGGCCCUGCUACAGAAGAAAGGCAACAAGACCAGUCCUGGGACUCGCACCUCUGCAGCCGAACUGCUCAAGACCACAAACCCUUUGGCUCGGAGAGUCAUGACAGAGUUUGCCUCAGAGUUGGAUAAUGUAAGUGGACCCAAAAGCCAGCCCUAACCACAGUUAAUUCUUCUUGACCAAGACACGUUUGAGCAGGUUGGAAGAGCAUACACUGGUGGAUGGUAGUUUUAUGCUAACUCUUAACCCAGUUACAGCUCAUGGGGGUUGCUCCAUUACUAGUUAACAGCAUGGAUGCAUCCUGUCCUGCUAGGAUUUUUAUCUUUCUUUUCAUUUCUUUAUUGGCAAUUGCGAAUCAUUUUUUGUUUCUCCCUGGGGAGAAGAUAAAUGUUUUAAUGAAAGAGCACACACCCCUCCUAUGUACACAGCUUCGUGUCAGCAUUUCUGGUGGAGAUACAGCAAUUACAUUUUGGAGUGGAAAGAGAUGGAUGUGAAGUGGAGGGGAUGGAUGAUCAUUGCCACUGGAGGCAUCGUCAGAUGAUGCUGGCCUUCCUGUUUGUUCCUACCCUUUUCCAGGUUCUGAUGAGGAGGGCUGAAUUGUUCCCUGCUCUUUUGGGAAUUACAAGGAGACUCCAUUUCAGCCCCACUUGUAAUUCAUCAUCCACAAUGAAAAUAGCUUGAGACUGUUCCAUCACUUUGGCAUGUGGUACUUUAAAUGGCUUUUAUAAUGCAAAAUUGUGAUAAUGCUUAUUUCUCUUUCAUUUGACCUUGUAAUUUGAGUUUUCCAUGUAAAGGUCAUGGUGUUGAGUUCAGUUGGACAGAUGGAAUUUCUCACUGGAAGGAGCCAGUUAGAAUGUGUAGGUUGCUUUGGAAGAACAAGAUUCUUCAAGGUGGUUCCCAUUGUUCAUUCGAAGCAACCCUUACUGACUCAACUGCAAGGUACUAAUAUGUCCGUGACUCCUUUCACCAGUGAUCUUAGCUCUUGAUACCAAAAUCUAGGUAAUCAGCUGAAAGCCCCUGACAGUGCUGCAUUUCAGAGAACCAUUUCUGUUCUCAGACCCAAAGGUAGUAACAUCUGAAAAAGCAUUAGAGUAUUUACACUCAGAGUAGCAAUCACAAUCAUUUUGAGCCCCCAGUCCUGCCCUGAGCUCCACAUGCACAGGCCUCAGCACCUGUGCUAAGCCCAGCAGGAAUCCACAUGCUGCUGGGAAAACACAAUCUGCUCUUCACAGAACUGGAGCCACUGGGAUAAGCAGGUGUAGCUCUGUUUAUCUUCAAAGGAAAUGUGGAAGCAGAAGAAAUCAGGUGAAAAUCUCAAGGGUCAUUUUAAACUGAGGCAUGUAAGCGUCAUUUCUAAAUCUGCACAUCUCCUCCACAGGGUCUGUGUAUUUCCUAAGAUGGAAGUGCAUUGUGAAGAGGCUCUGAACUUGGCAUCACUAGGAACCUCCAUUGCCUUCUGGAGAGAGCUGUGACCUUCGAAAAUACUGCUGAGAAAGGCCAGGAGGCUGGACUAGAUAAAGCAUAGCCUGUCUCUUCCUGUCUGAGCCCCAGCAUUUGAGGGACUGGCCCAAUAUGCUCUUUCCAAAUAAUGUUUCAUUUAGCUCCAUGAUUCAAGAAAUGACUUUACCAUCUGGAACUAGUCCAUUCCAAUGAAAUUAAUAUUGUGCAUAUCUCAGGAGUACUGGGCAUGUAUUAUGUUCCUUCAUAAGAGCAAACAUGCUUAUCUUCCUCUCAUCUAAUCUACCUGCCUCCCUUCUUCCCUACCUGCUUACAUAUAGGAUUGCUAAGGUGUCUGUACCUUAGUAACUAAGUGCACUUUACCUUUGUGGGGAUCUGCUCCUCAUAAAUGUACAGGAUGCCAUUCCUUGGAAUUACACCUGGGAUGACCUAGGCCCACAGCCUUCCAAUUCAUGUGUGUUGUGGGCACCACAUGGGCAUCCUGUUCUGCUCAUGUUUGUCAGACAAGUGGCAUUUGGUUUGAUGAAAAGGCACAAGUUGCAGCUGAGUUUUAUACAGGUUGCCCAAGAGAAGCAACUUCUCUUGAACGCGGAGACAAUCACUGAGGCAGCCCUGGUUUCAUUCCCUGCCCAGCUCCAUUAAAUGCUGUCAGGCUGUUCCAGGCAUGUUCCUUUGGUUGGCUUUAUUGCAUGCUGCUCAAGAGCUGGCAUGGUGGGCAUGGUAGGUCCCAAAGAUCGCCAGGGUGGCCACUAUGGUACAGUCUGUCAGCAUGUGCUCCCCACUGGCAUAUACACUGCAAUCCCUUAAGCCUGCCAGACUUCCAGCCUCCCUGUGGUUAUGGGUUUUGCUAACAGGAGUCCCAAGUUCUUAGCCUGGAUCUCAGAGUUGAGGAGCUUUGUGAGUGAGCUUUGCUCUAAUCCUCAUCCAACCCUUGCUGUAAAAUAAUCACCCCCCGCCCCCAUGAUCUCCCUACCACUGUGCAGGCAGCCUCCAUACUCUGAUGAUUUGGCGCCAAAUGCAAGUGGCUUUUAAAUGAAAGCUGCUUAGAUGUUAUCCACACCAAGAUUAGCUCUUUUCAUUAGUGAAUCAAGGCCCAAUCAUGUAGGCUACCGAGGGCCCACAGCCAUGGGCUGACUUCCUCCCACUUGCUGUCAUGACACAGUGAACAUUCAGUUCCAUCUCCCUGAGAGUUCCUGCAGGAAUAAUUAAAAAUAAAAAAUGAAUGGGAAACACUUCCACAGUGACUUGCAUUACUGCAGUGAGCACUUUUUACUUAGAAAUGCAGUGCUCAAGGAGGGACCCUUACAGCAGAGCAUGAUUGGUGGCAGUCUUGUUGCACUGACAUGGUUGGCUGACAAGGACAUGGUCUUGUUGCACUGCGUCCUACAGGUGGUUUGGCACAAAGCACCAAAACUGGAGAAUGCUACAAUAAGCUGCAGGAUCUUCACAAGGGAAAGGACUGAGUUGGAGUUGCUGUUUUUGGUUGCUAUUUUUGGUUGUGUUAUUCACAGGUUAAGCAUUUGGGCCUCUGGGAUAUAUGCAAGGCUCCAUGAGCUUUAAAAGAAAGAUUAUUUGUCUGAAUAUUUGCACAUGUGAAGAAGUCAUGUUGUUCGUGGUUUAGAUUCUUCGGUUUUAAACAUUCCAAAAGCCCAGUCGGAGAGUAGAAAUAACCUGGAUGACUUUACUGCUAAGUCACACUGCACACACCCUGGCUAGUGAAGAGUCAAAGAGAACAGCCACCAAACCAACUGCAGAAAAAAUCAGUGAAUCUUUCAUGAACUGGUGAAUUUUGGAAAAUAAAAACAUUUGCAGAUAGUCAGGAACAGCUUGUGUACAAGAAAAAACUAGCUGAGCUUACCAUGCAGCAGCUGACCACCUCUACGUGUCAACUCCCCCAGGGUCCUGUUACAAUCAAGCCCAAGUAGAUCACUUCCUGUAAUUUCUCAGGAUGCCAGGCAUGGGGUAGGCAGGGUCUGAGUACUUUCCUCCAGGAUCCUGGAAGGUGCAUUCAGUUCUGUUCUGAAAACCCCAAGGGAUUGCUUGAUGACAGGAAGCAGCCUUCUCCAGUCAGUUCAGGAAAGCAUGACAAAUGAGACCUUGCCACGUCCCCACUUCAGCCUUCUGGUAGUCUACCAUGGUAGUUUCCCAAACGACACUUUGGAAGUGACUGCAUUUGGCAAUGCUGUCAACCUACCCAUGCACAGCAAGUCGUAUGACAUACAUGUUCCCCUUCCUUGCUGUCUUGGACAUGAUCAGAAAAGUUUUUCAUGCAAGAUACUUGUUCUCUUCCUUGUACAUCAGCCCCUGCAACCACACUCUGCCCACGUACGUUGCUUCUGCUUUAUUUAUUGGACACAAUAGAUGUGGGCUCCUGCUGUUAUUGAAAGGUACUGGUGCUUCCUGGAUGUUUUUUUGGAAAUAGAUCCCUCUUUUGAAAGACACGGUGCUGCCCUCAGAACUCUGCUCCUUCCUCCCAGGUGAAGCUGGGGGUUUACUUUGCUGAAGCAAACCAACCAGCAUGUCCCAACCAGGAGCUCUCCUAGAAUGUAUGUUCCAUGGCAAAGACUUUGGAUCUGAUGAGCCUGUGGGGUGUAUGGAUGGAUACCUUUGAAAUUAUGGGCAUAUUUCUGCUCUUUCAAUAUGUUUGCACCUGGGUUUAUCCUGGUGCAGGUGUGGAGAAUUAGGCUUUGCAUCACCCUGUCUCAGAAGAAAAAGGUCAGGCCAUAUGCAGUGGGGGGCUUUCUGUUCUGCAAAGGCAUGCCUGUCUGGGAAAAGUGGCAAAGCAGUGUGCCCUGAGCACUGGCUGGGUUUUGACAGUGUGGAACGAUGCAAAUGGGGCUGUGCUGUGCUGGAAGGGCUUGCAUUACUCAUAUCUCAGGUGAAUGGUCUCCACCAUCAAAGCCAGUACCAAUUGGAUACCAGUCUAGAGUUCUGAGCUCCAGCCUCUCAUCACAGCCACAGGGCCAGCCAGAGAGCCAAGCUGUCCAUGAGCAGGGAAGUCAGUGCAGCAUGGUGUUGUCAGCCAGUGGGAAUGGGGCAAGAGCAUGCAUGCUGUGCUUGAGGGUAAGUGCAGGCAGAGGAGUCUUGCCUGCCUGAUCAUCCUGAGAAAGAGUAUAAGGCAAGUAACUGGCUAAAAUAAAUAUGAAGUGAACCCAGGUUGUUCCUGGCCCAGUGUGCCCCUUUCCUUUCUGAGACCAGGCAAACCCCUUUGGGAGCUGGGAUCUUGUGCAGCAUAGUUUCUGCCUAGCUUCAUGCUGGCAUUAGAGGCCAGCACAGCAUCAGAGAUUAUCCACACUGCCUGGGAGCCCAUCCCAUGGAGCAGAAUUAGACCUUUAGUUCCACACAGGGACCCUUUGCUGCAGCAUUUGGCUCUUCUAGCGAAGAUGGGACAUCCAAGAGCUGAGCCUGGCAGUGAGUCUCAGCAAACACCUUUAUUUAUCCAUGUCCUGUGAGUAGAACUCCAGACCCCACCCCACUGAUGAGCUCUGUCCUUACCCCCUAGGAAACAUUACCUGCCUGUUUUACUGAGCUGGUUUUGUACUUUGUUCAGAUGAGUCUCUCCACAACUGUCAGUUCUUUUCUUUAUAAUUACACACUGCCUCUGCUGUCAUCAUGGAUUUGCAGAAUUAAGCCUAUAAUUAACAACCAGGCUAAAACUCAGGAAACAGAAAUCAUAAAAAUGCCUGGGCUUUAUUGGCUGUUUCUCUACCUGCUGCUUCUGCUGUCAGGCCUCCAUCUCUAGGAAUGCUUCAACAGCAGCAAGGGCAGAAGUAUGCUUCCAGCAACACAAAGCACCCUCACUUUGCCAGUAGAUCAGGUGUCUGCCCCUACAGCAAAAUGCUAUGACCAAUUAGAAUGUAGUCCAAGGUCACAAGACAUUCUUUCUUAAGUCUAGCACCUGGGUUGAUUAGUAGUUGCUAAAAUCAGACCUCCCUGAGUUUUGAUCCAUGAAAUACUAGACCAGUAGGAGCAGAGCUGUUUCCUGAAGAGGCUUAUAGAGGACAGCAUUUCCCUUAAGCUUUACUUCAUGAUUGCAUUAGACCAAGAAGAAAUCCAAGCCUCAGUAGAAUGUGUCAUGAGUGAAGAGCUGCAUGUCACAGGCUAAAGUUCUGAACAUUCAGUAUGCCAAUAACAUUUUUAGUUGAAUCCAAGAGAUGUUACUACUAGAAGUUAUGACCAAGGAGAAAAAACGCUAAUAUCUAUGUACAGUAUUGCACAUGACUGCUCAGGAAAAAAGGACGCCACAUGUGGAAGUUAGCAUUGGCUUUGUAUGGCUUGACAAAGAUUCAAUUUUAGUGCUCAGAUCACAAUAUUCUACUAGUAAGGACAAGUGCUUAUGGAAAACAUUACUUCAGAAGAAUAAUCUUCCUUUUAUUUCUUUUAUUAUCAAUAUAAUUUAAAAAUAAAAAAUAAAAGGUUCAGAUCUCCAUAAACUGUCCUUAAAAACUGGCAAGUAAAAUCUUGGCCCUGUUGAAGUCCAAGGGAAUUCUGCUGGUGAUUUCAGUUAGGUCAGAACUUGAACCCACAACCCUGUAAUACAGGACAUAGGCAUUUCUUUUGCCAAGUUAGACUUCUGUACUGAGGAAGUUACACUUUCUUUGCAGAUCUGAAGAGCUCCAGGAUAAAAAUGAUAUUUCUAGAGAUUUCUAUAUUUCAUCCUACGUUCAACUGGAUUUAGUCAAAACCUCCUGGACAAUUUUAUGCAGCAAAGAAUGAAUUAAACCCUGUGUGUGUAUGUGUGUGUGUGUAAAUUGGCAUACACACACACACACACACACACACACACAUAUACAUACAUAUGUGUGUGUUUGUACUUGGUUAUCCUGACAUGACAUGAAAUAAUUUUGACUAUUUUUGUGUGUGUUUUGCAAACAGUCCCCGCGGGAAAGUGGCCUCUUUUGCAAUGUUAGUCCAAACCUUGUCCCUGUACAGCACUCGGAGGUGAUCCAAGCAACAUUUUUUAUAUUUCUGAAUGUUGUACUUUUUAACUAUUGCAAGCUUGGUAAAUUCUAAUAACUGUCAGAC